Messenger RNA from Acromyrmex echinatior (Panamanian leafcutter ant), 875 nucleotides. RefSeq names its product 4-vinylanisole receptor-like. Gene Ontology annotation, cellular component: plasma membrane. NCBI's taxonomy places the organism in Eukaryota, Metazoa, Arthropoda, Insecta, Hymenoptera, Formicidae. The record is from RefSeq and is a predicted model, not a curated record. Gene Ontology annotation, molecular function: odorant binding; olfactory receptor activity. Gene Ontology annotation, biological process: detection of chemical stimulus involved in sensory perception of smell; sensory perception of smell.
UUCUCUUUGUUUUGAUGGCCUGUAGUAAAUAUAUCAAUCUGCUACUCCACGAAAAAAAAAUCAGACGCUGCUUGGAGCACAUCGAGGAAGAUUAUAAAGUUGUUACAAACGCGGAAGCGCGGGACACGAUGAUUACAUCUGCGAAGAUUGGAAGACGUCUGGUCUCACUUUGUGCAAUUUUCAUGUACAGCAGUGGACUUUCCUUUCGAUUGAUUUUGCCAUUUGCCAGGGGAAAAGUCGUCACUCCACAAAACAUCACACUCAGACCUCUCCCUUGUCCAAGUUACUUCCUUUUCUUCGAUGUGCAAGUCAGCCCCACUUAUGAGCUGAUCUUUGCAAUACAAGUAUUAUCUGGGAUAGUCACUUACUCGAUAACAACAGGUUUAUGUGGUCUUGCGACUCUCUUCGUGAUGCACGCCUGUGGCCAGCUGAAGGUCCUCAUAAAUUUGAUGACAAAUCUUGUCGAAGAAAAGUGGCAUGAAAAACGAGAACUGAACAGAAAGCUGGCUAGAAUGGUUGAACAUCAAAUAAGAUUUCGAAGUUUCAGUAACAAAGAAUGGGAGAAUAGCAAUCGGAUAGCUAUGUGCUCCUAUUUUUCAUCAAUUACAUCCAUGAUGAUAAACGUGUUCAUGUUUUGUUACACUGGUGAGCAACUUACCAUUCAGGCAGAGGAAGUAGCUAGAAAAUCUUGCAUACUCGAGUGGUAUCGUCUUCCGAAUAAAGAUGCGCGGGGGAUCGUGUUGAUAAUAAUCAUAUCAAACUUGCCCGCUAAGAUCACAGCUGGGAAGAUCGUGGAUUUAUCAUUCAAGACCUAUGGUGACGUUGUAAAAACAGCUGUGACGUAUUUUAAUAUGCUUCUAAAAAUGACUGGCUGA